Molecule: messenger RNA, 322 nt
Organism: Aspergillus pseudotamarii
Lineage: Eukaryota; Fungi; Ascomycota; Eurotiomycetes; Eurotiales; Aspergillaceae
Exons: 3
Coding region: 73-315 (80 amino acids)
Source: RefSeq, a predicted model, not a curated record
ACACUACAAUCAUUUAUACCACCUCUAACGACACAGACACCACACUCAGACUUAUCUCACCUUAUCAAGAAAAUGGACAAACUCGUCUCCAAGCUUAGCGGUGGUAGCCACUCCAAGGACAAGGAAGGUGGCAGCUCCAACGACAAAGACUAUGUCGAUAAGGGUCUCGACUCAAUCGAGAAGAAGUUCGGCGGUGGCCGCAUCAACCCCGACGAUCCGAAGGUGCGAGAGACGAAUGAGAAAUUUACUGAUGGCGCGAGGAGCAAGUUUGAGAGUAUGACUGGGAAAAACGUCCCGUCGAAAUUGUCCAACUAGGCGAAUU